Molecule: messenger RNA, 2890 nt
Organism: Quercus robur (English oak)
Lineage: Eukaryota; Viridiplantae; Streptophyta; Magnoliopsida; Fagales; Fagaceae
Exons: 7
Coding region: 33-2870 (945 amino acids)
Molecular function (GO): oxidoreductase activity, acting on CH-OH group of donors
Source: RefSeq, a predicted model, not a curated record
GUUAACUUCCCUUUUAAAAUCGAAGUUUCUUUAUGUUGCAGGCAGGAUGUGACAUUAGAACAGAAUGUCAAGCUCAGUAUGUAGUUAAAAACCCGUAUGAUACUUGCCAAGAAGGCAAAAAUAGCAAAAAGAGAAGAUGGCGUGUUUACUUGAAUGAGAUUGACUAUAUAACCAGUGAUUUUGUAGUCCUCUCAGCGGGAGUUUUAGGCACAACUGAAACACUUUUCCAGUCACAAAUGAGAGGAUUAAAACUUUCGGAUGCACUUGGCUCUGGAUUCAGCUGUAAUGGGAAUACUGUAGCCUGUCUUGCUGGAAGCCCGGCACCCUUGAAUUCUUUCGGAUUAGACAGAAAGCAACUCUCAAAGAUACCUUUCCAAGAACGGCCAGGGCCAUCCAUCUCUUCUUCUUACACAUCUUCGUUGGGAUUCACCAUCCAGAGUGCUGUACUUCCAACAGCUUAUCCACACCUGCUAUUUAAAGGGAUUGUAAGUUAUGGUUGGCCAACUGGCCACUGGUUGUUUCAUGGGAUCAUUGAAAAGAUAAGACAUAUUUUGGGUUUUAAAGCAUGCCAAGCUAUUGCUCUUAAUGCAAUGGGUUAUGAUGACAGUGACGGGAAGAUUAUGUGGGACAAGGACAAGAACAGAAUUUGCUUUAGUCCACCCCAUGAUCCUUUACUCCCACAAAAAGUCAAAGCCUUUCAAAAGCUCACUAAGAAAUUAGGAGGAAUCCUCUUCUUAUCAAGGUACCGAAGCACAUCUGUCCAUCUUUUAGGUGGGUGCAAUGCAUCAUCAGAUCCUUCAUAUGGUGUUUGCAACCCCAGUGGCCAAGUAUUUGACCCAGAGUCUUCAGUCAUGGUACACCAAGGCCUCUAUGUCUGCGAUGGUUCUCUAAUCCCAUGUUCUGUUGGCAUAAACCCAUCUCUUACCAUCGCAUCUGCAGCUGAGUAUGUAAGUAGGCACCUUGUAAAGGAUGUUCUCAAGUACAAGAGUAUUGAAAUUUCUUCUCAGAAUCCACAUUCUGUCUCAAAUAAGAAUGUAAAGAGUGAUCAGAGAUCAGUUGUCACAUUUGAAGAAACCAUGAGGGGUUAUGUGGGGGGUAUGCAAUGCACAGUUUUUCUCAAAGUGAAGAUGAAUGCUCAAGAACAGAAGGGCCUCAGUGAUUGUCAUCCUCUUCUAAGAGGCAAAGUUGGUGGAUAUGUGGAAUUAAAAGCCAUUGAGAGGGACAAAUUACAUAUCAUAGAUGGAAAAGUAAGUUUGUGUGAAGUAGAUUACAGAACUCCUUACACGCAGUAUAUGCAUUAUCAUCUCCUCCUUGCAGGUUCUUCUGGCUCGAGAUAUAUUCUCGAGGGAAGAAAGAUAAUGAAUCCUUAUCUCUUUGCAUUAUAUGCUUGGAGGGAGUCAACAACAUUGCAUGUGAUCUUUAAGAAAGUUGCUGAGAACAAUUCCAAGGAAGAAAUGAUGCUUCUAAAAGGCAGGCUCAGUGUCUCCAUGGUAGAGCUUCUAAAGAGCUUGAUAAGCCUUAGAGGAAACAACAAAGGAAGGUUCAUAUGUCAUCUAUUAUACACACUCUACAGAACCUAUUUUGUACAGAAACCACAAGGGAGUCACAAGGACUUCCCCCCAAAAGAUUUGUAUCAUAAAUUUUAUCCAAGCAGCACUCUCCAUGAAAUUAAAACAGAGGAUGGAUUUACUAUCAGUUGCAGGCAAUGGAAAUGCACCCAUAAUUCCUCAAAGCUUGAAGGACCAAAACAAUUAUACCCAGUUCUCCUUCUUAAUGGGUAUUCUUCUGACAGUUACUGGUUGCCAACAGAACCAAAUGAUCUAGUCAGAACUUUACUGGAAGAAGGACAUGAAAUAUGGCUAUUGCAACCAAGGUUGCACCCACUGAAUCCUUCAAACAACUUCACAAUUGAAGAUAUUGGAAGAUUUGAUGUCCCUGCUGCAAUAAAUAGGAUCCUUGAAUUGCAUGGGCAGCGCAUAAAGAUACAUGUUGUUGCACAUUGUGUUGGAGGCUUAGUCAUACAUAUUGCUCUCAUGGGAGGGCAUGUCUCUGCAACCAAUAUAGCUUCUUUGUCUUGCACCAACACUUCAAUGUUCUUCAAACUAAAUACUUUAUCCAUGUUUAAAAUGUGGCUUCCUCUGCUCCCCCUAUCAAUGGUCAUACUAGGCAAGAAUAAAAUUCUGCCUAUGUUGGAAACAUCAAAGUCUAGUUUGCGUCAUCGGCUCUUGAAGUCCAUUGCCCUUAUGAUUCCCCGGUAUGAGAGAUGCACCUGCAAUGAGUGUGAGAUUUUUUCUGGUCUAUUUGGAAACGCAUUCUGGCAUGAAAACCUAAGCCCCAGCAUGCACUACUGGUUAAACAAAGAAAAUGUGACAAUGCUUCCCAUGGCUGCAUUUCCCCACCUUAGAAAAAUCUGCAAUGCUGGUAACAUCGUUGACAGCAAAGGAAACAACUCAUAUUUGAUCCAUCCUGAGAGAAUGUCACUCCCAACGCUUUAUAUUUCCGGAGGACGGACUAUCCUUGCAACUCCAAAGACUUCUUUUCUUGCUAACAAGUACAUGAAGUUACACCAGCCUGGUUUUAGACAUGAAAGAGUUGUAGUGGAGGGCUUUGGUCAUUCGGACCUAUUGAUUGGAGAAGAGUCAUAUAAGAAGGUUUUUCCUCACAUUUUAUCUCAUAUUAGAUUAGCUGAAAGAGAAAAUGGUGCAAUUAGUGCUGGGAGAAGAAAGUACAGCAAGGAGGCUAUGGACUGGGAAGAUGAUCCUUAUGAAGAAUAUGGAGGUUUUAGCACUUGGUUUUCUCCUUUUGUUGUUAUUUUGUUGUUUUUUAUAUUAGUUGCAUUAUGCUUGUCAAUUUUCAAUUUUCAAAGAUGAAAAGUUCUUGGCCUUGCUAU